Mycena citricolor is the source of this 756-nucleotide messenger RNA. NCBI's taxonomy places the organism in Eukaryota, Fungi, Basidiomycota, Agaricomycetes, Agaricales, Mycenaceae. The record is from the annotation of a GenBank genome assembly.
CACAUGUUGAAAGAAGAAAUCAGGAUGUUCGACUCGGGUUUAUUCGGGUUUGAUGUUAUUCCCCCGGCACGCAGCCAAACAACACCCCCACCACUUUGCUUUAGCUCGUCUGGCUGCCCAGGAUGGCCUCUAGAACCGCUGUCGCCGCCGUCGACUUCACCCGUAUAUACUCGACACUUGGACUCGGAAAAGAGACCAUUGCCUCGCUGCAAGCUUUCCGGAAACGACACGCCGAGGCGCAGCGGCUGCAAUCCCAAUACGCCGCCGAGCCGACUACCGUCGACAUCGCGCACUACCGCUCGGUUCUCCGCAACCAGGCCGUCGUUGACGAGGCCGAGAAGCUCCUCAAGGGCUUCAAGCCCGUAACAUAUGACGUGGACGCACAUGUGAAGGCGAUUGAGGCGUUCGAGGCCAAGGCGGUCGUUUCUGCGCAGGCUAUGGAGGAGAAAAUCGACGCCGAGGUGAAGGAGCUGCAGGCCACCCUCGCCAACAUCGAGGAGGCCCGUCCCUUCGAGGAUCUCACGGCGUUCGAAGUCGGUGACGCACACCCGCGUCUCGUCCAGGUUAUGGAGACGAUGAUGAAGAAGGGAAAAUUCACCGUGCCCGGCUACGCAGAGAAGUUCGGCGAUCUCAACGUCCUCUAAUCGUUCAACCAGCCAUGUCCAUUCCAUAGAAACAAUUUGCGCAGUAAUGAACUUUCCGGUCCUGAUCGUGCAGCCGAACGCCAAGUAGUGCAUCGACGCUUGGUUGUCCGGG